Hippopotamus amphibius kiboko is the source of this 5076-nucleotide messenger RNA. Its product is annotated as ubiquinol-cytochrome-c reductase complex assembly factor 6. Gene Ontology annotation, biological process: mitochondrial respiratory chain complex III assembly. NCBI's taxonomy places the organism in Eukaryota, Metazoa, Chordata, Mammalia, Artiodactyla, Hippopotamidae. The record is from RefSeq and is a predicted model, not a curated record. Gene Ontology annotation, cellular component: mitochondrion. Bases 112 to 327 code for a protein of 71 amino acids. The transcript has 3 exons.
CCUCCCUUGCACUUUCGGUCCGGCUCGAGGGCGCCCGCCCCGACUCCCGGGCGUCCUUCCGUCGUCCCCUGACCCGCUGCCGAGCGCCGGUGCGACUCGCGCCCGCCGACCAUGCCCGCGGGCGUGUCGUGGACGUCCUACCUGAAAAUGUUCACCGCCAGCAUCCUGGCCAUGUGCGCAGGCGCCCAGGUGGUGCACAGGUACUACCGGCCGGACCUGACAAUACCCGAAAUUCCACCAAAGCCUGGAGAACUCAAAACAGAGCUUUUGGGACUAAAAGAGAGACAACAUGAACCUCAAAAUCCAGCUCUGUCAAGAACUCUGUGAAUAAUAUUAUGAGAAUUAAAUGUGUAUUUUUAGAAUUUACUGAGGCAAACUACUUGUAUUUAAGCACCUAAUGCCAGCUGCAAGAGGAAGUGCUCAGUAGAUGUUAACUGAUGCAUUGAGAUUAGUUAUGGUUUGACCACUGUUUUUUGAAAACUGCCAAAGCUUAUAUGAUCAGCUUCUCUAAUGUGGUUUGAUAGAUACCUAGUCUUUUUUUUUUUUUGGCACACGGGCUUAGUUGCUCCGUGGCAUGUGGGAUCUUCCUGGAGCUGGGAUCGAACCCAUGACCUCUGCAUUGUCAGGCGGAUUCUUAACCACUGUGCCACCUAGGGAGUCCCAGAUACCUAGUCUUAAAUAUCAUGUGAGAGAGCGUAUUUGCAGUGUCUCCUGCCCUUAUAAUUCUGGUUUAUUUCUCUGAAUAAGCUUGACUCUAAUGGCAGAUGGGAAUUAUAAAUUAACUAUAAUAAAUGUGACUUUGACCAGGAAUGUUUAGGGUGAGAAGUUAAUAUUUCUCUAAAUAUUGGAAAGUACUAUUUGUACUAAGCUGAAUUCAGUUGAAAUAUUUAAAAUUUGAAAUUCUUUUAGAAUUGUGUACAUAACAAAAUUAUAACAAUUGUGACUUGGACAGUCAUGAGUUCUCUACCCCCAAAUUUGAGAAACCAGUUGGCAUUUCAUUUCUCUUAUAAAAGAUAUUUUAAAAUAACUGAUAAACUUAAGUGAGUAUUGUUAUGGGUUGAAUUGUAUCCCUCCCGACAAAGAUGCUAAAGUCCUAACUCCCAGUACCUGUGAGUGUGUAUUUGGAAAUAGAGUCUUUGCAAAUGUAACCAAGUAAAGUUGAGGUCAUCAGGGUGGGCCUUAAUCCAGUGUGAGUAGUGUCUUUUUUAAAAAAUUAAUUAAUUAAUUAAUUUACUUUGUUUAUUGGGUGCAUUGGGUCUUCCUUGCUGCACAUGGGGUUUCUCUAGUUGUGGCAAGCGGGGGCUACUCUUCAUUGUGGUGCGUGGGCUCUUCAUUGCGGUGACUUCUCUCAUGGUGCACGGGCUCUAGGUGCGUGUGCUCAACAGUUGUGGCACAUGGGCUUAGUUGCUUCACGGCAUGUGGGAUCUUCCCGGAACAGGGCUCAAACGCAGGUCCCCUGCGUUGGCAGGCGGAUCCUUAACCACUGCACCACCUAGGAAGUCCGAGUAGUGUCUUUUUUAAGAAGAGGAAAACGCCGUGUAAAGACACACACAGGGAAGAUGCCAGGUGACAACAGAGGCAAAGAUUGGAGUGACGCAGCCACAAGCCAGUGGACAUCACCGGAAGCUAGCAAGAUGCAGGGAAAAAUUCUACCCAGAGUCUCUAAGCAUGGCCUUGCUGACACCUGGAUUUCAGACUUUUGGCCUCUAGAACUGUGAGAGAAUACAUUUCUGUUGUUUUAAGCCAUCCACUUAGUGAUAUUUUGUUAUGGUGGCCCUGGAAAGCUAUUACCAAUGUGUUAGCCCUUUUCUGAGUCUGUAAAAGCAGAACGAAAGUAAUUUAUAGAGCCGUCAGCUUUGUGUUCAGGGCUGUUUUUCCAAAAGAAGUUUUUCAGAAUUCUGCAUCCUUAAUGAUUAAUGUCUAAGCUUAUUACUUCUUAGCCAGUUACCAGAUUGCUAUAUGAUACACAUCUUUGGGGUCAAUGUUAAAAUGUUAAAUUCCUGAAUGCAAACAAAAUGCUUUUAUUUCACUCUCCAUAGUCAGUGCCCUUUUCAGUUUAACAGUAUAAAGCAACUAAAUGAAAUGUUUAUUUCCAGACUCAUAUAUGAGAGUUUUCUUUUCCACUGCGUGUCAUUUGCUUACCCUGUCACAUGGUCUCGGCACAAAGGGGGUCUUCAACUCUGUCAGUGACAGAUGAGCAGUACCCUACCCUAAAAAAAGGCCUGGGAUUCUGAGCUAGAAGGUGGAGUUUUUAGUUGAGACGGAUUGCUGAUGCUGUAUAGACUGUGACCUUGUGCAUGAGACUUCCCUCCUCUGUAUCAAAAUUCAUAGCUGUCAUUAACUGAAUCCUUUUUUUCUUGAAAAAAAUUGUCUACCUUACAAUUGGUGAAGCUUGCCACAGCCGCCAUGGCAAGGGCUUUAUAUCAAACUGGAUGAGGUUUGACUUUUUUUUUUAAGUUAAAGGAAUUUAAAAAUGUUUUCCUAAAUGCUCAUUCAGUAAUUCUAGUUUAGGUGCCUAACUCUAACUGCCUCAAGUUGUUGGAAUUCCCAAAGGCUUCAGGAAGGAUACUUGAUUUAGUAUACAUCAAUAAUACAAUAAUUUUUAAACUCUGAACUAGUUUCAUCAAUUGAAUUUGGUAGGUGGAGUUUUUCUUAUUGCUAAACUAACAUUUUCAAAUUCUAGUUUGCCACUGACUUUAGUGUAUAAACACCGAACUGGUGAGCUUUGAUACGGAUUUUGUAGAUACCAGUGGGGAACCCUGUAUUACUUUCCAGAAGGAAGGCCUGGGGCCCUGCUCAAGCUUUGCUGGAAGAAAGGACCUGCCCCUUGGGGCCACUUUGUGCAAAGCGGGGGACACUCAUGCUAUGGAUAAAUACAGUGAAUGCAUACUUUAAAAGCACCCCCAUACUCUUACAAGUACAGAGUGGUCUGGCUAUUGAGGAAAAGAGUCAUGAUUUGAACCCAAAUCUUCUGUAAGACAAUGGCUUCAUGAAGGUGAAAAAUUAAUUUUAUAGCUAUUAAAAUGUACCAAAAGUGAAAGUGCCAUCAUUUCAGUAAGUGCUGAUUCUAAGUAACUUUAACCAAGAUGUAAAUUAUAUAUUUCUUUUCCUUUUUUUUAAAGUUGACCCUCAUUGUGAAAAGUAAACAUUGUGGUGGGUAUAGAAACGUGGCCUCCAGAUUCCCAAGGAAAGACUUUCAAUCGCCAGCUCCUGGCCUCAGCUAGCGUGGCCUGGCUCAAAGCUGCACCGCAUAGAGGGGUCUUGGUUCAGCUCACUUCCCCACCGGGUCGACGGAGGCCAUUUUUGAACCUGCGUUGCCGCUCAACUUCUCCCUCUGCUCAACCUCCUUCCCUUUCCUUCCAUAGGUGCUGACCAAAGGACACUCCUUAUAAACAUCCUGUACACUAAACUCCAUCUCAGCACUUUCUGGAGAACCACAUCUGUGACAAAAGCCGAGUAUUGAAAGUAGUACCGAAUUAGUCCUUAAUAAAGCUGUGGGGGGAAAAAAAAGAGUCCACCAUAGACCAAUUGCAACCUGUUGGAUAAUUAGACCAGCUAAACAGUUAUGGUGCAGGGUAUACAUGACAUAUCUGCAUAGCUAUUUUUUUCAACCAAAACCUCAGGGAGUAUGAUGCUUUUUAUGCUUCCUGAUGGAAACAGUGGAAAUUUAGAACUUAUAAUUGGAAGAUUCUGAGGAGCAAAAGUUUCAGAUGUCACAAAGUUAAUGCGACCUAAUGGCUUUAGUUUCUGUCAUAACAAUCUUCACUGAAAGUAGUUAUAGUGGCCAAAAAAUAAGAAACAAAUAUAUAACUAAUAGCUAACGUAACACUGUAUAAAGGAAGCUUUACCUUAAGGAUAGCAUGUUUCUCUAUAACUGAACUCCCAUUUUCUUAUCAGGAAAAAGCAGCAGGGCAGAUUUUUAAAAAGAUGAUUGUAGGGUUAUCUAGUAAUUUCAAAGUGAUUAUUACAAACUAAAAAAAGAGCUUGGUGGGGAGGGGUAGGAAGCAUAUAAUGAAUAGAGUUACAAGCAGCCCAGAAAGGGUCCUAGAUUAUCAGGAAAAUUGUGACGUGCCUAACAACUGUAUUAUUGUGCAUAAAAAUAGGUUCCACAGAAUCUUCUCACACACCAUGAUCUUUGAAUAUGCAAAUGAGUAACAUUUUUUCUCCCUGGCCAGUUAAAAAAUAAAAAUACACUAUUUUAGAUGGCUGUAUGACUAGUGAAAUUAGAGGAACGCUUUCUCCCAUAACACAUUUGAAAAAUUAAACAGCUCAAUGAGAAUCUUCAUUCAGUAUCUAUACUUGUGGUAGGAUUAUAGGUGAUUUUUAAAAGAUAGCCUUUUAAUUUUAGAAUAAAUUUACUUACAGGAAAACUGCAAGAUAGCAUAGUUCCCCAUCCCUCUCUCAGUUUCCAUGAAUGCCCUCAUCUUAUGUGACCAUGGUACAUAUCACACAGGCCAGAGCUAAGGAACCAAUGAACCGAGUCCCAGACUCUGGAUUUCACCAGCUGUCACUUCAGGCUACUGCAAUGCAUUUAGUUGCCAUGCCUCCUUAGUCUCCUCCAGUCUCUAUUUCUUUCCUUGGUUUUGACCUUAAAAAAUUUUGACGAGUACUGUUCACAUAUUCUAGGUUAGGUUAAAGUUAUGAGUUUUUGGAAAGAAUACCAGAGGUGAGGUGCUCAGGUUACUGUUUUCUCCUCUCCAAACUCUAGAAGACAGUAAACCCAGUCCACAUUCAAAAAAGAAAGGAGGAAAAAAAAAAAAACAAAAAACAGAGGAUUAAGCUCCAUUUCCUAGAAGGGGGAGCUUCUACAUGCAUUAUUUGGAAUUCUGUAAGGAAGAGUAUGUUUUCCUUCUGUGGGUGAUUUUUAAAAAUAAUUUAAAAAACCACUUAAGUAUGAAUUACUUUUGUAAGGAAGAAAACGCAAGACACAUGAUCUAAAAACUGUUUUUUUCUUUUAUUUUGUAUCUAUGUGAGAUGAUGGAUGUUCGCUUAUUGUGGUGAUCACUUCCUGAUAUACAUAAGUCAUUGUGCUGCACACCUUAAACUUACACAGUGCUGUAUGCCAACUAUAUCACU